UGUAGUGUUGUACUGGUGUUUCCUCCUCCCUCCAGAGGCAGCAUCUGUAGGGCGCUUGGAGCUCACAGCGCUUUUACAUGCACACCACAGCUCAGCUCAGCACCGGCUCUCAGUCUCGUCGGGAUUUUCUGCUGCUGGUCGACUUGGAUUCAUUCAGACGCGCUGUGCGGUGGUGCCAUGCCGGAAGCGGAGGGAUCGGGCCGGUCUCCGCAGGGGGUCCCCUACAGCGAGCUGCUGCACAUCGUCAACGCCGACGGACUGCACCUGUUCUGCCGUUACUGGGAACCAGAAGGACCGCCAAAGGCACUGGUGUUUGUGGUGCAUGGAGCCGGAGAGCACUGCAGCCUGUACGACAGCGUCGCUCACACGCUGACCCAACACUCCCUGUAUGUGUUCGCCCAUGAUCACGUGGGCCAUGGGCAGAGUGAAGGGGAAAGGAUGAAUAUUAAAAACUUUCAGAUCUACAUCAGAGACUCUCUGCAGCAUAUCGACUUGAUAAGGGCACGACACCCCAACCUGCCACUCUUCAUCCUUGGCCACUCGAUGGGUGGUGCCAUCUCUAUUUUAACUACGUGCGAGAGGCCGCAGGAUAUCGCCGGUGUUAUUCUGAUCGGUCCCAUGAUACAGAUGAACCCAGAAUUUGCAACACCCUUCAAGGUUUUUGUUGCUAAAGUCCUGAACCAUAUGGCUCCCAAUUUCAUUAUCGGCUACAUCGAUGCCAAGUUGAUCUCUCGGGACCCAAAACAGGUGCAGGUGUAUGAAACCGAUGAACUGGUUUAUCACGGGGGUUUACGGGUGUCGACCGGAAUGCAGAUGAUGGCUGCAUUAAACCGCAUCAAAACUGAGCUUCCCAACAUCUCCUGGCCUUUCCUGCUUCUGCAUGGAUCUGAGGACCAGCUCUGCGAUGUCAGAGGAUCCCAUCUCAUGUACAACCAAGCUAAAAGCACAGACAAGAAAAUAAAGGUAUAUGAUGGAGCCUUUCAUGCCCUGCACCAUGAGUUGCCUGAGACGGCGGAGUCUGUCCUUCAAGAGAUCAUCACCUGGAUUCUCGAGCGUCUUCCUGCCCCGACUGGGCCUUAACUGGGCCUUAUCUUCCUAUUAACCACGCCCCUUUGACUAGGCGCCCAAGUCUCUGACUAUUUUCACCUCUCUUCUCUCUGUUUACAACACCUCCAGCUGGAGUGCAUCCAAACUUAAUUACGUACAUUAUUAAAAAAAUCGAGCAGGGGUCAGGGGUCACCACUCUUUUGCCUUUGGCACCAAGGUCAAGCUUUGAUGUGAAGUCUAAAGUGUCAGUCUUGUCUUUUUUAUUUUUCUCACUCCAUACUUUCUGUCACCACAGGGUGCGGUUCGCACGUUAUCGUGUCGGUCACCGAAAAUCCCAUAAUGAACACAGCUGCCCCCCACACCAGGUCAUUCUUUUGUGGGUGUUGCCACAGUAACAAGGCAGUUGCCCUUCAUUUUUUACUUUGAUGUUAGCUCCUGGCUUCCCUGUUGAGCUGCUGUGCUGCAACUCCACUACCCCCGCUGGCCAACACUGGCACUGCAUUCGCCUGGUUACCAGGGCAACACCAUUAAAUACUAGCAGAGAAAAAUAAAUAAAUUCUAAAACAGAGUGUCAUGGCAACCAAGUGAGAGAGGACGGGGAUAGAGAGUGAUAGAUUGUCAGAUGUUGACUGGAUGUUCAGAGUGAGGAAUAAAGCAGGGAGAGGAAAUCUAGAGCAUGGCAGUUGUAGGGGAAAACCCUCAAAGCCCUGAGCAGUCACAUAGAUUAAACCCACACACAUUGCUUAUGCAUACACACAACCACAAACAAAACAUUUAAUUGGAUAUUAUUUUUUAUAAUAUGACAAUAUGUCAGACCGGACUGUCUGAGCAUUGUUUGCUCUUGACUGAUUACUGUUUAAACGACUACAGACUGUUCCAUUGCCCUGUGUGGGGAAGGGGAGGAGGAAAUUUCAGUGGCGAUGACUGUUCUCUAACAUUGUGUCAACAAGCUGAACGAUGAAUGUCUAUUAGAUGUUGAUAUCUCCUCAGAGGAGCAGAAAAGCAGUAAAGAACAGUAAAAAAAAAACAGUAAAGCUCUGUACCCGUUACUGCUAAUCAAAGAAUCUACUCGUUAUUGCAAUAUUGUUAUAGUUUUAAUGACCUAAAUGUGAUUUGGCAAUCAGACCAGAACAACCACAUGUAGAAAACAUGUGACUUUCAGAAUCAGUAAUUUUUUUUACCUUUUUUAGCACUUACACGUGAUUAGGAAUUCAUAUUUUCCAGGCCAUUUAUUGGUUUAAUAAGGGACACUUUUACACAAACUCGUGAUUUCUUCAUUAUUAUGUAUUUGAAGGUCUUUAAAGUUUGCUGGCCUUGUAUUUCCUAGAAGUAACAUGUUUUUAUGAGAUCCUGUAUGUGGGCACAAUUACAAUGUAUUGUAGGGCUUUUUUUUUUUUUUUUUUAUUAUUAUUUUUAUAACCACUGAAUUACUUGUAUAUCUUCUUUGUUUCAGAAAAAAACUUACAACAAAAAUGAAGGUCAUACCAGGAAAUCUCGUAUAAUAUAUCUUAAAAGAAAUCUAUGUAAAAAAAACAAGUUCAAAUUCAAAAAGAAGCUGUUGUAGCUGAAUUUUCAGGUUAAUGACAUUUGUUUAGGUGUGUACAUAUUAUAUUUGAGCAGUCUGAAAAUUGUUAGAGAAAAGUUUUUCUUAUUAAAAAAGAAAUGGUUAUGUUUACCUAAUUUUAUAAAUCCAUACAAGUGUAACAGUUCUGCAAAUUUCUAUUUCUCACAUUUCUAUCUGUACAAAAAGAGACACAGUAAUAUAAUAAUAAUAAUACUCAGUCAUUCUUAAAUUAAUGUAAAUCUAUAUUUCUGUUCUGUAAAUCUUAGCAUGCUGUCUGAGCUGUGUUGCUUUUGGCCUUGUUUUAUAGCAGUUGAAUUAUUCUGGUCCCAUUUUUGGCAAAUAAGUCUGGUGCUGAUCUGAUACACAUGUACGCCUAGUAUAUGCAAAAGUGAUCAGAGGGCUCUUCAAGUGAUUUUUAUCUUGCUCAAUAUAGACCACUAAGCUCAUACUCAGUGCUCAACGACAGAACGUUCUUCCCCGUGCAGAACCGCACGACGUGCAGGUUGUACAUUAAUCCGGUCUCAGGGAGCAAGUCUUUUAGUGCAGCUAAUUUCACCCAGGUAAUAAAACAUAGCAAAAUGUUCGGCUUUGACUGGUGUGCCAUUCAAUUCGGAACACAGAAUAGGUCAAUAAAAUGCAUUAAUAAAUAAAAGGGACUAUAAUGAGACUUCUAUAUAAGCGUCUCGAUAUAAAGCAAUGCGUUUUUUGUAGAAAUAUGAACCGUUAAAGCGAUGAUGCUUAAGAACUUUUGACUGCUUCAAUAAUCAUACAAGAAGAUUAGCAGAACAUGUUUGAGCAACGUAGUAGCAGAAGGGACCCUAACAAACCCAUGAAAAGAAAUCUCGUUACUAUUAGCUGCCAUUGUCAGAUUACACUACGACAGCCGUGUCCUCGCAUGCUCCGCGAUUAUACAGCAUGUGAAAUGCAGAGUACUCUCAUUCUUGUCGUCUGAAACAGAAAUGUGCAACGCUAUCAAUAGCUAGUCAUCUUUGGAUUCUUUCCGUCACAGUAAAACUCAUUAGCAGCAUGGCUUCAAAGUCUCAAUUCACUGGUGAUCACCAGCUAUGUGUGGAUUAGGAUUGGUCUUUUGCAAUCCAGUCGUGCAACACUGUAGGAAGUUCUACUGCAACUUCGAAGUUCAUUUUUACUAAUAAUUGUAAUAUAAUUCCGAGAACAAUAUUGUGAUUGAAUUGUUUCUUUUUGACCUCAUGGCCAGUAGAUUAAUAAAUGAAGACUGUUACAAGA
Molecule: messenger RNA, 3856 nt
Organism: Silurus meridionalis
Lineage: Eukaryota; Metazoa; Chordata; Actinopteri; Siluriformes; Siluridae
Gene: mgll
Product: monoglyceride lipase
Exons: 8
Coding region: 178-1080 (300 amino acids)
Cellular component (GO): membrane
Molecular function (GO): lipase activity
Source: RefSeq, a predicted model, not a curated record